AUGUUAACGAAAAUGAUCAGGGAGCAUGAUGCUGCUCAGCAACUAAGAAGAGAAAUGCAAGAAAAAAGAAAAAAUGAAGCCAUCGUAGCGGCACAAAGUUUGGCAGGUGCUGUCGUCGAUCAUCUGAAUUAUUCUGUUUCUCAAGCUUAUAACAGUCAGAAACGACUGGAUGUAGAAGUGAAGAAGUUGGAGAAAAAUGCCACAGAACUGGCACAACAAGCGGAACAAUGGAUACAGAUUACGGAUUCACUCAAUAAAGCUUUAAAAGAAAUUGGGGACGUUGAAAACUGGGCAAAGACAAUCGAAACAGAUAUGAAGAUUAUAUCGAGUACAUUGCAAGCAGUUUUCGAAGGUAGCAGGAGAGCUUUCUCACUUAUUUUUCUUUUAAUAUCUUUGAGGAGAAAAUCUGAUGAGGAAAAGGAUUUCUAA
Molecule: messenger RNA, 429 nt
Organism: Cercopithifilaria johnstoni
Lineage: Eukaryota; Metazoa; Nematoda; Chromadorea; Rhabditida; Onchocercidae
Source: the annotation of a GenBank genome assembly